Messenger RNA from Pangasianodon hypophthalmus (striped catfish), 3183 nucleotides. Its product is annotated as twinfilin-1. The transcript is spliced from 9 exons. The record is from RefSeq and is a predicted model, not a curated record. Gene Ontology annotation, molecular function: actin filament binding; actin monomer binding. Gene Ontology annotation, biological process: positive regulation of neuron projection development; barbed-end actin filament capping; regulation of lamellipodium assembly. Gene Ontology annotation, cellular component: cytoplasm; myofibril; actin filament. Bases 118 to 1167 code for a protein of 349 amino acids. Lineage: Eukaryota; Metazoa; Chordata; Actinopteri; Siluriformes; Pangasiidae.
GGACGUCCUACGCAGUGACGUCACGACAGAGGCCGGUUCUCUUGGGCCAAGUCGCUGUAGUUUCUCACUUCCGCAUUUAUUCUGCUUUUAAUUGCGAAAGGCUGAAGAAGUGGCACAAUGUCUCAUCAGACCGGCAUCCAAGCCACGGCAGAGGUGAAAGAGGUUUUCACCAAGGCACGGAAUGGAGCGUACCGACUUAUUAAGGUGGUCAUUGAAAACGAGCAGCUUGUGUUGGGAGGAACCAGAUCUGCGGUCCAAAAAUGGGAGGUGGAAUGGGACAGUUACAUCCUGCCUCUGUUGGAGGAUGCCAUGCCUUCGUACGUCCUCUACAGGCUGGACAGCACCAAUAAUCAGGGAUACGAAUGGGUCUUCAUAGCAUGGUCCCCGGAUCAUUCUGCCGUUCGGCAGAAGAUGCUGUAUGCUGCUACUAGAGCCACAUUGAAAAAGGAAUUUGGUGGCAGUCACAUAAAAGAGGAACUCUUCGGCACAGUAAAGGAUGAUGUAUCACUAAACGGCUAUAAAAGGUACUUGGCGUCGCAGUCUGCUCCUCUCCCACUGACUGCUGCUGAGGAGGAACUGAGGCAAAUCAAACUCAACGAGGUGCAGACAGAUAUCCACUUGGACACAAAGCAGCAGACUUUGCAGGGCGUAGCUUUCCCCAUGCAAAGAGAUGCUAUUGAGGCCUUGGAGCAAUUCAGAAACAAAAGGCUUAACUAUGUUCAGCUAGAAAUUGAUUUUCCAAAAGAGUGCAUCAAGUUAUCCAGCACAGCUCCGACAGAGUUACGUGACCUGCCCAAACGAAUCCCUAAAGAUGCUGCACGGUACCACUUCUUCCUCUACAAACACACACAUGAAGGAGACUACCUCGAGUCCACGGUGUUUAUAUACUCGAUGCCUGGUUACAAAUGCAGCGUUCGGGAGAGAAUGUUGUACUCCAGCUGCAAAAACCCCCUCAUAGACACGGUGGAAAAAAAACUGCAGAUUGACAUUGCCAGAAAGUUGGAGAUUGAUAAUGGUGAUGAACUCACCAGUGACUACAUGUAUGAAGAGGUUCACCCAAAGCAGCAUGCGCACAAACAAGCCUUCGCCAAACCCAAGGGUCCCACUGGGAAGAGGGGGGGCCGCAGAAUCACACGUGCUCCGGGGGAUGCAGGGGAUGAUGAUUAACUCUGCUUAACAAUGGUCCACUUUGUGUGAUGAACCUUUUUUUUUUUUUUUUUUUUUUUUAGAACUCCUGCUCUACCUUAAAGCCGUUAACUUGUGUCUCCAUAGACUUGCAUAUCUAUGCACAAAGGAAAACACUAAAACACUACACCACUACACUAGGAUACAGCCUGAAUGAGCAUCUUAGAAAUUAAUGAUGACACACUAAAUGUAUUUACACUGCUUACUUUGGAAAUUGAUUCGCAUCUCAAAUGCAUACUAAACCCACCUUUAGCAUGAAGGAUGUUUAAAUGCAGGUGCUCAGUUCAGAGUUGGGAUGGUAUUUACAAAGCAUUUAGUAGAAAGGUGCAGAAAUGCUUUGUGAAUAUGAGUCUCUGGUCUUAUGUCUGUUUUCCGCCUAAUAACAAAUUUUAACUGAGAGUGAUAACAAACUCUGUUUAACUAUUUAGUAUAAUUUGUGUCUGAGAAACUUUUCAUUCCAGUCCAUGACUGCAUUAGAACUCUGUUCAAUAAUUUAAAGAAGGCUGAACAAUUAGAUCCGUUUUCUUUUUUCUUCAGAUCAGUGUGUUUGCUCCCAAGUAACCAAAAUAAUGUCCUGAAGCAUUUAAUCAAGCUAAUCAAUAAUGUCGUGACAUCUGAGCUGAGCAGCCCUCUUCCAUUGAAGUCAGGUUAUUUUAAAGAAGGAGUUUAAUGAAGUGCCACAAAUGAUGAAGAAAUAAUUUUAUAAGUGUAGCUAUAAAUAACAAAUUCUGUUUUAUAAUGUAAAGUGCUUUGAUAACACAAAGGGAAAUUUUCUAAAUAACCAGUCAUUGGUGGUCUUUUUCAAUUGUUCAAGUGAUAAAGGAAUCUUGUUGAAAUUCUAUUUUUCUAAUCCUGAACAUUUGGUAUGUCCAGAUCAUGUCCAGUUGUUUAACCUCUUCAGUCGGGUGUCAUCUGUCUUAGCGGCCAUCCUGUUUUUCUAAUAUAAUCUUUCAAAUACACUCCAAGACAUUUAUGUCCAUAUAAUAUUCAUACAAUGUUCUUUAUACAUUGACUUGAGCAUUUCUGUGAAGAUCUAUGACCGUUAAAACCUCUUCUGAAUGAAGGGACUACGAAUCCAGAAUACAGAACGGAGCUCCAUCUACUGAACAGACAAACCACUGUUAUUCUUGUACUAGUGUGUUAUGAAGCUUCAUUUAAAUACAGUGUGGUACAUUAUGUCACAUUUCAAAAGUCUGUGUUUUUUAACAAAUGAAAUUAAUGACAUAGGAAGAUUAAAAUAUUUAUAUCAUAUUCCUCUAUCUUGUUUUGUGUCAGUUGCACAAAUUGUGUGAAUGGAGGUUAGACUGGCAAAUGUGGAGAAUAAUAGGUAUAUUUUUGUCUUUAUCAUUACAAGCUUGGUAUGCUUUGACCAGUUUGAGUAGGAGUGUUAAACUCUGUGUGUGAUAUUAAUGUAAUGAGGCACAAAAGAACAUGGAAAUGUGUCAACAUCUUCCCUAAUGAAUACCAGUGAAACACAACUACCACGUUCGUAAGAGCAUCACCAAGCAGUCAGACUGGAGAGCAUUUUUCCAAGUCGGUAUAUGCUCUUGCCUCAUUGUUACAUGCGCUUGCUACAAGUUCUUGCCUCACUGUGUGCACAUUGGCAAAAAAAUCAGUGCAUUUCAGUUAUUAGAUGUCAAUUAGAUGCCAGUGUAGCCAGUCUACCUACUAGAAUAUGCUUGGGAGCUGGUAGGACACCCACACAUACAUGGGAUGAACAUGAGAAACUCCGAAUAUACAGUAACCCAAGUGCAGAGUCGAACCGGGGACACUGUAGCUGUGAGGAAGCAAUGCUACCUGCUGAGCCAAAGUGCUGCUUGGUUUGUAUACAUAUACAUUUUUAAGUUGAAUGACAUAUAAAUUAAUAAUGGAUUGAAAAUGUAACAUUCCAUAAUUUUCUUUUCAAUAUUUCAGAGCACAUGCAGUUUGCAUGUUACUUGUUGGUUAUAUGUGUUUAUGGUGCAUAAUCAUGCAAUAAAGUAUAGUGUGGUGUAGUAA